GCGGCAGCGGCUGGGGAGGCGGCGGCCUGGCCUGGCCUGGCCUGUCAGGGCGCGGGCGGCGGCGGUCCAGCACCAUGUCCCUGCAGUACGGGGCAGAAGAGCCGCCCCUCGCCGGCAGUUACGGCGCGGCGGAUUCGUUCCCUAAGGACUUCGGCUACGGCGUGGAAGAAGAGGAAGAGGAGGCGGCGGCGGCGGGCGGCGGCGGCGGGGCGGGGGCUGGCGGUGGCUGUGGCCCGGGGGGCGCUGAGAGCUCCAAGCCGAGAAUUCUGCUCAUGGGGCUGAGACGCAGCGGCAAGUCCUCCAUCCAGAAGGUGGUGUUUCAUAAGAUGUCACCCAAUGAGACUCUCUUCUUGGAAAGUACCAACAAGAUUUAUAAAGACGACAUUUCCAAUAGUUCCUUUGUGAAUUUCCAGAUUUGGGAUUUUCCUGGGCAAAUGGACUUUUUUGACCCAACUUUUGAUUAUGAAAUGAUCUUCAGGGGAACAGGAGCAUUAAUAUAUGUCAUUGAUGCACAGGAUGACUACAUGGAAGCUUUAACAAGACUUCACAUUACUGUUUCAAAAGCCUACAAAGUUAACCCAGAUAUGAAUUUUGAGGUUUUUAUUCACAAAGUUGAUGGUCUGUCUGAUGACCACAAAAUAGAAACACAGAGGGACAUUCAUCAAAGGGCCAAUGAUGACCUUGCUGAUGCUGGGCUAGAAAAACUUCACCUUAGUUUUUAUUUGACUAGUAUCUAUGACCACUCAAUAUUUGAAGCCUUCAGCAAGGUGGUGCAAAAGCUCAUUCCACAACUGCCAACCUUGGAAAACCUAUUAAAUAUCUUCAUAUCAAAUUCAGGUAUUGAAAAAGCCUUUCUCUUUGAUGUUGUCAGCAAAAUCUACAUCGCAACCGACAGUUCUCCUGUGGAUAUGCAGUCUUAUGAACUUUGCUGUGACAUGAUUGAUGUUGUAAUUGAUGUGUCUUGUAUAUACGGGCUAAAGGAAGAUGGAAGUGGAAGUGCUUAUGACAAGGAAUCCAUGGCAAUUAUCAAGCUGAAUAAUACAACUGUCCUUUAUUUAAAGGAGGUGACUAAAUUUUUGGCACUGGUCUGCAUUCUUAGGGAAGAGAGCUUUGAACGAAAAGGUUUGAUAGAUUACAACUUCCACUGCUUCCGAAAAGCUAUUCAUGAGGUUUUUGAAGUGGGUGUGACUUCUCACAGGAGCUGUGUUCACCAGAGCAGUGUCCCCAGCCUGAAAGCAUUGGCACACAAUGGCACGCCACGGAAUGCCAUCUAGUCUGAAUCCCAGCAAUUGAGGCUUGGUGCCAGCUUACUCCUCACUCCAGGGUCAGAUGCCACGUGCUACAGGACAUGGGAGCUGCUGCUUGUGGGAGCCUGGUGCCUGUCUGACUGGAGGCUAGGCAUAGAGGGUCUCAUUUGGAUGAAAACCCUUUCAGCCGGCAGUGUUCAACUAAAGCUACUAUUUCUUUCUUUUUAAAAAAUUAGUUCUUUGAGGCCUCAGAACUCAAAUAUGUUUUUCUCUUUUUUGGUCCUACUUCAAGUAAUUGGAUAUUUUGGACCAGGAGGUAACAUCAGUUCCCUAGCCUUUCCAGGGAAUACUGUUGUCAAUUCCAGCUGAAAAUAAUACAGAAACUGAGUUUUAUAUGCUUCCCUUAAGUUUUCAUUUGAUUGGUUUCUAAAAACCCUGCUUUGCUUACCUUCUAACACUGCCUCUCAGAUCUCAGUUUGGAAAUUGCAUACGUAAGGCCUUUUAAAUUCAUUCACUUGCUCACUCAGAAGAUGCGUUGUCUGACUGAAGCAAAGGACAUUCCUGUAUUUGUGAGGAAGGAAUGAGAGGAGAUUGUGUGCCGCGUCGAGUGGAGAGCAAGGCUCAGUACAGGCUGCAUUGGUUCCCCUGGGAAUGUUAAGGAAAAAACUUUUUAAACAAAAUUUCUGCACCUGCGUUUUGGGUACCAGAUGUGUGGGUUCUUCUGCACUUGAUAAAUGACCAUGCACAAUGUAACAAAGGGAAUUUAAGAUGAGGUAGUUCUCCUGCAGUCCUCUUGUAGGGGAGAAACUCAUGACCCUGAAAUAUCCAGCCCACUUUUCUUUUAACCUUGAUAUCAACUUCUGCAUCCCUUCAUUUGUGAACUAUGUAGAUUCUUUUAAGAACUGCUGUUUGUUGACUAGGAAUGGCCCCACGGCACUAGUGGACCAUCCACUGGGGUUGGAGAGAGUGUGGUGCCACAACUUGUGUUGUUUUACACUUUGUCUCCAGUAUUUUGACACCACGUGUCAACUGUGGUACUUUGCCUAGAAUUUGAAUUCAAUAACUGUUCCUUUUUGUUGAUGGUUGAUACCCCCUCCAUUGAUUUCAACUUAACACGUUAUUUUUACGCCACCUGCUCAGUCAUGUAUAUUCCAAAGCCACUGGACCACUUGAGUACAUAAGUGCCACUGUUGAAUGAGAUCUAUAUAUCCAGGUCAGUAACCUAACAGUGUGACUUGGAGUGCUUCCUGCAGAUGACUCUGACUGUUGAGUAUUUACAUGGACCAUAGUGAUAUCCAAAAGAAAAAUGCUUUUAUAUUUAUAGAUUAUUUCAUUGAACUAUAUAUAAAAUGGGUAUCAAUAAAUGUAUUUACUCCAAAA
Perognathus longimembris pacificus (Pacific pocket mouse) is the source of this 2627-nucleotide messenger RNA. RefSeq names its product Ras related GTP binding C (gene Rragc). Gene Ontology annotation, biological process: positive regulation of TOR signaling; regulation of autophagy; cellular response to starvation. Bases 75 to 1274 code for a protein of 399 amino acids. The record is from RefSeq and is a predicted model, not a curated record. The transcript has 7 exons. NCBI's taxonomy places the organism in Eukaryota, Metazoa, Chordata, Mammalia, Rodentia, Heteromyidae. Gene Ontology annotation, cellular component: Gtr1-Gtr2 GTPase complex; nucleus; lysosome. Gene Ontology annotation, molecular function: GTP binding; GTPase activity.